Messenger RNA from Heterotrigona itama, 2268 nucleotides. Lineage: Eukaryota; Metazoa; Arthropoda; Insecta; Hymenoptera; Apidae. The record is from the annotation of a GenBank genome assembly.
AUGGCACAAGGCCACGGUCGCAGCUUUCGGAGAAGUUGCUUCGCACAUCUCGACGUUCGAACGACGUUCACAACAGGAAGAAGUGAACGAACUCCCGACGAUGAAAUUCGUUCUGAGGUCCUGAGGAUGUAUCCAUUAUUAUCAAUGUUAACUAGAGAGGUAUCGGAGAAAUACACAUUCAAAGGUACGAAGAUCACUAUAGAAAAGGGGACGAUAGUGUGGAUACCGGCUUAUGGAAUUCAAAGGGAUUCCAAUAUUUAUCCAGACCCGGACAAAUUCGAUCCGGAGAGAUUUCACGAGGAUGCCGUCGCUUCUAGACACCCUAUGACUUAUCUGUCAUUCGGUAAUGGUCCAAGAAACUGCAUUGGUGCCCGUUUCGCGUAUUGCCAAAGCAAGAUUGGACUAGCAACGAUUCUCCGCAAUUACAAAGUCAACGUUUGCGAGGAAACUAAGAUUCCAUAUGAAAGUGAUCCGUACCUAUUUUUGUUGACCUUGAGAGGUGCGAACUGCAACAUGGAUUUUUACCAACUCCUCUUCGCUGUUGGUGCCAUUUUUUUCGCCGUCUAUUACUACUAUACCUCGGUUUACAAUUAUUGGAAAAACCGUGGUGUACCCGGGCCAAAGCCAUCGAUAUUAACUGGGAACAUUAUGGGCCCCCUUACUCCAAAAACGUGCCUAGCUACGUCUAUAAAAAAAUGGUACGACGAACUAAAGAGUGAACCAUUUUUUGGAAUAUAUGAAGGACAUACACCGGUGCUUGUUAUUAACGACCUUGAAUUGGUCAGAGAUGUCUUUAUCAGGGACUUUUCUGUGUUCAUGGAUCGAGGAACUAAAGUAUUCGAAAAGAUAGAGCCGUUAUCGCAACACCUUGCCUUCCUGGAGCCAGAGAAAUGGAAACCACUGAGACCGAGACUGUCGCCGGUGUUCACGUCCGGCAAGUUGAAAGAGAUGUUCCCCCUCGUCACGGAAUGCGCGGGAAAUUUUGAAAAUCUUCUACGCAAAACAGCGGACAGCGGCGAGCCAGUGGAAUGCCGUGAAAUGUUCGCGAAAUUCACGACCGACGUGAUCGGCAGCUGCGCGUUUGGGAUCAACAUGAACGCACUUGAGGACGAGACAAGUGAAUUUCGAGUGAUGGGCAAGAAAUUGUUCGACAGAAGCUUGAAACGAAUAGCUCGUGAGUGUUGCAGGCAAUUUGCUCCAUCGUUGUUUAAAAUGAUUGGCGGUUACCUCCAAACGAAAGAAAUCGACGACUUUUUCAUCGGUCUGGUACGCGACACGAUGAACUACAGAGAGCAGAACAACGUGUUUAGGCCAGAUAUGAUUCACAUGCUCAUGGAACUGAAGAAACAUCCAGAGAAAAUAGAGAACGUAGAAUUGACCGACUCGCUGCUCGCCGCGCAGGCGUUUGUGUUCUUCGCGGCUGGAUUUCACACCUCCUCGUUGACGAUGGAACACGUUCUGUACGAAUUGGCGCAACACCAGGACAUACAGGACAAAGUGCGACAGGAAAUUAGAAAUGUACAUAACAAGUCCGGUGGAACGUUGAAUUACGCAGAUAUCAAGGAUAUGAAAUACCUGGAGAAAGUGUUUAAUGAAACACUCAGAAAGUAUCCAAUAGCGCCAAGAUUAGCGAGAGUAGCAAUGGAAGACUAUACGUUCAAGGGUACAAAACUUACUAUAUCAAAGGGGACAAAGGUAGUGAUACCGGUAUAUGGAUUUCACUACGAUCCAGAUAUUUAUCCAGAUCCUGAGAAAUUCGAUCCAGAAAGAUUCAACGAGGAAGCUGUUGCUACGAGACAUCCCAUGUCUUAUCUACCUUUUGGCAGUGGACCCAGAAACUGCAUUGGUGCCCGUUUCGCACACUAUCAAAGUAUGGUUGGUCUCGCAACGAUCCUUCGCAAUUACAAAGUCGAUGUUUGCGAGAAAACUAUGAUCCCUUACGAACUUGAUCCGCGAAUACCUAUUCUGACACCGAAAAGAAAUAUAUAUUUGAACGAUCAAGAUUGUUCCGCGACAAGCAAUAAAUCGGCUGUUUUCUUGUUCUUGGUACACACUAAUCGAGAUUUGCGAUGUAACCAGACACAUAAUUGCUUUAUUAAAGUGUUCGGCAGAUUUCUUCAAUCGGAGGAAAUUAACAAUUUUUUCAUCAAUCUGGUGCGAAGCACGAUGCAGUACAGAGAGAAGAAUAACAUAAAUAGACCAGACAUGAUUAAUAUGCUUAUGGAACUGAAGAAACAUUCAAAUAGAGUGAACAGUAUUGGUGAGUAG